GUUCGCGACAAAAAGGGUUGGCCUGCCAGAGAAAAGGCUGCCGGAUUCUGCUCGACAAGGCUGCACGCGCCAAAUUGGUUCUCCAGGACUCGAGAAUUGCAGGGCUCGAACAUUGAAGAUCACAUGGUGCCUGUCUGGAACCGUCGUCUAUGCAGACAGCUUCCGUCCCUGUCAAGACUCAGCACGAGAUUCGCAAAUAUUAGCUCCAUUGUCCAACCCCAUUCCUGUCCUACCUCGCCCCGUGCUCCCUCCCUCGGCCGGCCGUGCAUCCGCAGCCUCUUCUCUUCCCGCCUUCCCGUCGUCGCGCUAGCCCUGCGCAGCAGAAACUGCCCGGUGCGCUUCACGUCUGGCGCAGCCGCGACCGCAUCGUCCCGCCACUCCGAAUCCUUGUCCAGCUCGCUCACCAUGAACGGCACCGCCCUCUCGCAGCGCACCAAGAGGAAACCGAGCGGCGCCAUCGACGACAGGCCCCCGAAGCACCAGCGCUCCGUCAACGGCAAGCAGUCGGCCGGCGACAACACGCCCGAGGAGGACGACUUCGAGGACGGCGCCGACGAUGACCUGCCGCUGUCCCUCCUGCCCGCCGUCGGGCCCGACACGGCCGAGUGGCAGGAGACGAUCCAGACGGUCGUCCGCAACGUCGUCUCGAUCCGCUUCUGCAUGACGUGCUCCUUUGACACAGACGCCGCCCUGACGAGCGAGGCCACAGGCUUUGUAGUCGACGCCGAGAGGGGCUACAUCCUGACCAACCGCCACGUCGUCGGCUCCGGCCCCUUCUGGGGCUACGUCAUCUUUGACAACCACGAGGAGGUCGACGCAUAUCCCGUAUACCGCGACCCGGUGCACGACUUCGGAAUUCUAAAGUUCGACCCCAAAGCCAUCAAGUACAUGCCCGUGGCGGCGCUGCCGCUACGUCCAGACCUGGCCAAAGUGGGUAUCGAGAUCCGUGUUGUCGGCAACGACGCGGGAGAGAAGCUCAGCAUCCUGUCGGGCGUCAUCAGCCGUCUGGACCGCAACGCACCCGAGUACGGCGAAGGCUAUAGCGACUUCAACACGUGCUACUACCAGGCCAGCGCCGCGGCUAGCGGUGGCAGCUCGGGUAGUCCUGUGGUCAACAUCGACGGCUACGCUGUGGCGCUGCAGGCCGGAGGCAGGGCCGACGGUGCCUCAACCGACUACUUCCUGCCCCUGGACCGGCCGCUGCGGGCGCUCAAGUGCCUGCAGGAGGGCAACCCGAUAACACGCGGCGACAUUCAGUGCCAGUUCCUGCUCAAGCCGUUCGACGAGUGCCGCAGGCUAGGCCUGGCGCCCGAGUGGGAGGCGAAGAUGCGCGAGGCGUUUCCCAAGGAGACCAAUAUGCUCGUCGCCGAGAUCGUGCUGCCCGAAGGGCCGUCGCACAAGAAUGUCGAGGAGGGCGACGUGUUGAUCAAGGUAAACGGCGAGCUCAUCACUCAGUUUAUCCGUCUGGACGAUAUCCUUGACUCGAGCGUGGGCCAGCCAGUGCGGCUGCUGUUGCAGCGCGGCGGCGAGGAUGUCGAGGUGGAGAUCUCGGUGGGCGACCUGCACAAGAUCACGCCUGACCGGUUCGUGUCGGUGGCGGGCGGCAGCUUCCAUAGCCUGUCGUACCAGCAGGCACGACUGUACGGAGUGGCGUGCAAGGGCGUGUACGUGUGCGAGGCCACGGGCUCGUUCCGGUUCGACAGUAGCGACAACGGCUGGAUCGUGCAGACGGUGGACCAGAAGAAGGUGCCGGACCUUGAGACCUUCAUCCAAGUCGUCAAAGCAAUCCCAGACAAGGCGCGAAUCGUGGUGACGUACAAGCACCUGCGUGAUCUACACACGCUCAACACGUCCAUCAUCUACGUCGACCGCCACUGGUCGUCCAAGAUGAAGCUGGCGGUGCGCAACGACACCACGGGCCUGUGGGACUUUUCCGACAUCGCCGACCCUCUGCCCGCGGUGCCGCCGGUGCCGCGCAAGGCCAGCUUCAUCCAACUCGAGCACACGUCGCACCCGGCCGUGGCCGAGCUGGUGCGCAGUUUUGUGCACGUCACCUGCACCAUGCCCAUGAAGCUUGACGGCUUCCCCAAGAACCGCAAGUGGGGCAUGGGGCUCGUAGUCGACGCCGCCAAGGGCCUGGUGGUCAUCUCGCGCGCCAUCGUGCCCUACGACCUGUGCGACAUCUCCAUCACCAUCGGCGAGUCCAUCGUGGUUGAGGGCAAGGUCGUCUUCCUGCACCCGCUGCAGAACUACGCCGUCAUCCAGUAUGACCCGGCCCUGGUUGAUGCCCCCGUUCAGAGCGCCCGCUUGAGCGCCGAGGAGAUCACGCAGGGCGCGUCGACCUACUUCAUCGGAUAUAACCGCAUCGGCCGCGUCGUGCACGCCGCGACCACCGUGACCGAGAUCUUUGCCGUCGCCAUCCCUGCUAACUCGGGCGCGCCGCGCUACAGGGCCGUGAACGUCGACGCUAUCACAGUCGACACCAACCUCAGCGGUCAGUGCGGCAGCGGCGUGCUGGUUGCGCCCGAUGGUACGGUGCAGGCGCUGUGGCUGACGUAUCUCGGCGAGAGAUCGCCGUCGACGCACCGUGACGAGGAGUACCACCUCGGCCUGGCCACGCCGACGCUGCUCCCCGUGGUCAAGCAGAUCCAGGCCGGCGUCGUGCCCAAGCUGCGCAUGCUCUCUGUCGAGUUCCGGUCCAUCCAAAUGUCCCAGGCGCGCAUCAUGGGCGUCUCCGAGGACUGGAUCCAGAAGGUCUCGGUCGCCAACACGGCGCACCACCAACUGUUCAUGGUCACCAAGCGCACCUUUGAGCGCGACCAGGAUCCCUCGGAUGGAGCCACGUCGCUGCUCGAGGGCGACAUUCUGCUGACGCUCAACACGAAGCUCAUCACGCGCAUCUCGGAGCUCGACAUCAUGUACUCUAACGACUUCCUCGACGCCGUCAUCGUGCGCGAGUGCCGCGAGGUGCAGCUGCGCGUUCCCACCGUCGCCGCCGACGACGUCGAGACGGACCACGCCGUGUCCUUCUGUGGUGCCAUCUUCCACCGCCCCCACCACGCCGUCAGGCAGCAGAUCAGCAAGCUCUUCAGCGAAGUCUACGUUUCGGCCAGGACCCGGGGCUCGCCCUCGUACCAGUACGGCCUGGCCCCCACAAACUUCAUCACACACGUCAACGGACAGUCGACCCCCGACCUCAAGAGCUUCCUUGCUGCCGUGACGGCCAUCCCCGACAACACAUACUUCCGCCUCAAGGCCGUCACUUUUGACAGCGUCCCGUGGGUGGUGACCAUGAAGAAGAACGAGCACUACUUCCCUACGGUCGAGUGGAUCAAGGACAGCUCCGAGGAGUGCGGGUGGCGGCGGAUGACGUACGAGGGCGGCAAGCCUGUCGAGGGCGAACCGUUGGACGGCGUCGUGGCCGUGGAAGAAGAAGGCGGCGCAGGUGCUGCCGAUGAGGACGUCCCGAUGACGGCCCCCGCAGAGAAGAAUUAGGCUACGGCACUCAUAUCCGCCGUGAUGGGUGGAAAGCAGGAUAGAAGAAUGGAGAGGCGCGACUGACGGUAUAUGCUCGUUGACAUGCCGUUGUCUUCUCCCGCGAUGCCACCGCUUGCAGCCAAGACGGACGAGCAGCAGCCAUGCCUCACUAUUUAUUCGCUUCUCACUUUGCCUUAUACUGGGCUCCUAUCUCCGGCGGGCAGACACCACUCGACACGGUUGUCUCUCGUUCAUGUACGUUUUUGCAACUUUGUUAUAAUCUACCAGGCUGCCUAGGCGUCUAUAUGGAACCAGGUAAAAAGCCGAUCUGAAAAAAAAAAGCGAUAGAGUCAUGUAAUAUCUACGAUCACCAGGGCAUUCGUUCUCUACAUUCUUGACCUUACCUCGCCCUGCUUUGUAUGGC
This is a messenger RNA of Gaeumannomyces tritici R3-111a-1, 3901 nucleotides long. RefSeq names its product Pro-apoptotic serine protease NMA111. Bases 124 to 3495 code for a protein of 1123 amino acids. Gene Ontology annotation, biological process: proteolysis. Gene Ontology annotation, molecular function: protein binding; serine-type endopeptidase activity. The record is from RefSeq and is a predicted model, not a curated record. The transcript is spliced from 3 exons. NCBI's taxonomy places the organism in Eukaryota, Fungi, Ascomycota, Sordariomycetes, Magnaporthales, Magnaporthaceae.